AUGAAGACACAGCUGGAGAGAGAAACACAACUGGAGGAGAUGAAGAGACAGGUGGAGGAGAGUGCAAGACGACUGAAGAAGAUGAAGAGAUUGCUGGAGAGAGGAGCAGAACAGCGAGAUGGUUUCUUCCUGUCAGAAUUGGGGAUUGUGCUGCUAGGAUGCAGAUAUGUUGGGAAGAGUUCAUCAGGAAACACCAUCCUGGGCAGAGAGGAGUUUGGUACUGCAGUUAGAACAGCUCAGUGUGUGGAGAGACAAGGAGAAGUAGCAGGGAGACACGUCACUGUGGUGGAGGCUCCAGGAUGGAAUACCUGGACUACAGAAGAAACACCCAGCAUGACUGAAGAGGAAAUCGAGCUAAGACUGCCUCUGUGUCCUCCUGGACCUCAAGCUCUACUGCUGGUCAUAAGUGUGAAUCGGUCAUUCACAGAGAUAUACAGAAGAUCAGUGCAGGAACACCUGGAGCUUCUGGGUGAGAGAGUGUGGAGUGACACUAUGGUACUGUUCACACAUGGAGACUGGCUUGGAGACAGAUCCAUUGAGCAGCACAUUGAGAGUGAAGGAGUGUGUCUGCAGUGGCUGGUAGAGAAAUGUGGGAACAGAUAUCAUGUCCUCAACAACAAAAGAGGUGACCACAUGCAGGUCACACAGCUGAUGGAGAAGAUAGAAGAGAUGGUGGUGGCAGCAAACAGAGGAUGGUGUUAUUGGAUCCGACCAGAGGAGCCACGGCCUGUAAGGAAAGCACGCAGCAUGGACUGGGUUCCUCCAUAUAUGAGUGGAGAUUCAGACCAUUGGUCCUUCACCAGCUCUGCCUACAGCUCCUUCAGGUCUAGAGCAAGCUUUGACAUCAGCUCUCUACAGGGGACUAUGAGGUCCACAACAUCUUCUCAAAGUUCUGGAAUUGGAUCUUUAGGUUCUAGAGCAGGUUCUAGUCGAGGUCCUGAUUCUAUAGGGUUUAAAGUCCCAAACUUGUUAAAACUGAGAAAGGCUCUUGAAUCACAGGAGAGAUCAGAGAGUGAAGAGCACGAGGCAGAUGGCAAUAAGAAGUCAACAAAGAAGAAGGAGGAGGAGGAUGACAACGUUCUCUAAUCACAAAGACUAUUUACUGAAUCAACCAAUCAGCUUCUGGAACAAGACAAAGACAAAAAGUGAUUCCAAGUAUACUACUAGACUAGGCCUACUGAAAUGCAAUGAGUGCCAGUUAUCAGUAAAAUGGUAAAGAAAUGUGUUCAGCUACAUAAUUCAUAUUUUUUGUUUUGUGUUUGAAAUCACUUUAUGUAUAAAAUUAUUAACAGUAACCAAAUAUGUA
Messenger RNA from Engraulis encrasicolus (European anchovy), 1306 nucleotides. Its product is annotated as GTPase IMAP family member 9-like. Gene Ontology annotation, molecular function: GTP binding. Lineage: Eukaryota; Metazoa; Chordata; Actinopteri; Clupeiformes; Engraulidae. The transcript is spliced from 4 exons. The record is from RefSeq and is a predicted model, not a curated record. Bases 1 to 1086 code for a protein of 361 amino acids.